This is a messenger RNA of Setaria italica (foxtail millet), 1080 nucleotides long. RefSeq lists its product as uncharacterized. The transcript has a single exon. Bases 16 to 1080 code for a protein of 354 amino acids. The record is from RefSeq and is a predicted model, not a curated record. NCBI's taxonomy places the organism in Eukaryota, Viridiplantae, Streptophyta, Magnoliopsida, Poales, Poaceae.
CGAUGGAGAUUUCGUAUGUCCAGGCCACUCUUUCUACGCAUCGUUGAUGAGUUAGGCAAGUGGUCCGAUUAUUUCACUACAAAGGUGGAUGCUCUUAAUCGUCAAGGCCUAACACCACUGCAGAAAUGCACAGCGGCAAUUCGUCAAUUGGCUAAUGGUAGUGCUGCAGAUCAUCUAGAUGAAUAUUUAAAACUUGGAGAAAGUACUGCAUUAGAGGCGAUGAAGAUGUUUGUCCAAGGUGUUAUCGAAAUUUUUGGUGGACACUAUUUGAGGCGCCCUACUAUGGAAGAUGCUGAGCGUUUGCUUAAAAUUGGUGAGAGUCGAGGUUUUCCUGGCAUGUUCGGGAGUAUUGACUGUAUGCAUUGGCAUUGGGAAAGAUGUCCCAAUGCAUGGAAGGGCCAAUUUACUCGGGGCGAUCAAAAAGUUCCAACCAUAAUACUUGAGGCUGUAGCUUCUCAUGAUCUUUGGAUUUGGCAUGCGUUCUUUGGAGUUGCUGGUUCUAAUAAUGAUAUCAAUGUUCUAAACCAGUCGACUCUAUUUAUUGACGAGCUAAAGGGGCAUGCUCCUCGGGUGCACUACAUGGUCAACGGAAAUCAGUAUAACACCGGUUAUUAUCUUGCUGAUGGAAUAUACCCUGAAUGGGCUGUGUUUGUGAAGUCAAUAUCCUUGCCCAUCACCGAGAAGGACAAGUUAUUUGCACAGGAACAAGAAUCCAAGAGAAAGGAUAUUGAACGAGCUUUCGGUGUCUUGCGACGUCGAUUUUGCAUUUUGAAGCGACCAGCUCGUCUAUAUGAUCGAGGAGAACUUGAGAAAGUUAUCCGAGCGUGCAUCAUACUUCACAAUAUGAUAGUUGAAGAUGAAAAAACAGAAGAGAAUAUUGAAGAGAAUCUUGAUUUGAAUGAAACUCCAAGUACAACGACUGUUGAAGCACCAGCAUUCUCCCCUGAAGAUUACGUCUCGUUUGACAGAAUACUAGAGAAUGAUGCUGAUAUUCGAGAUACCUCAACCCAUAAACAACUUAAGAAAGAUUUGAUUGAGCAUAUCUGGCGAAGGUCAAGGGCCCGCCCAAACAUAUCUUGA